AAGAAGAAGAAGAACAUAAAUUUUUGUUUUAGUAAAGUUUAUAAUUUUAGGCUUGUAGUGCUACGAUCGUAUGCACAACAUCUAUGAUCAAAAAUGACAAAGCACAGAAGUGGCUUGUCAGGUUCUAGAUAUCUUUGCCUUCUUGUCUUCACUUUGUUUACUUGUGUUGUGUCCAUGUCCACUACUCGCAAACGCAUCGCAAUCAUGGAUGGUAUAGGUAACCAAAGUGAUACUGCGACAAAUUCAAAUGCUGACGAAGUCGUUAAUAAUGAAGAUAGAAUUUUUCCGUUUACUUACCUUGAUAAAUAUUUUGAAUUAUCUGGGAAGCAGAGCAAAGAGAAUAUGUCUGUGAAGUGUAAGUUAUGUUUGGGAAAUAAAUUACUCAGAUCAGCAUGGAGCACUGCUUCAAAUUUAAGGAAACACAUCACGGUAAGCAAACUAGAUAAUGAAUUUUAUUAAUGAUAUGUAUUAACACUGUUUUUUACAACAUUUACUGACAUUAGCUACUGUAUUUCCACAAUUGUAAGUCACCCUGCAUUAUAAUCCGCAACCCAAUUUUUAAGCCCAUUUAAAGGGGAAAUACAUUUUUAACCUUCGCCUUCGUCUAUAAUUGUUUAUUUAAUUAUUUGUGGUCAACGGGAGGCCAUUUGUACACGCACGUGGUAUUUUAUUCUUGAGACGUUUUUCGAGGUUAUCUCUGGCGCCACGCUAGCACAACCAUCUGGCAGAGCAAUGUCAUUUAUAUACAAAAUGUAGCGCACACCCACGUACGCCGCGUCACAGAAAAGAACUUUGCGACGAUUUAUAAGAAUAUUAUUUUUGUUUUCGACUGCACUUAAAACGGUUGGUGUUACGAGAUAUGAUAGCAGUUUUUAAACAAUGAGAAACAGUAUGUCAACUUUUGUAAACACAAAAUAAAUUUUCUUCCAAUGUAGCCCGCACCCUUGUUUUUAGGCUAACAAUUCUGUAAAAUUGUUCGGCUUAUAAUUGCGGAAAUACGGCAUGUAACACUUAAUGCUCUUAACAUGUUGAAAAUGGGUUGUUUUACCUUGCAUUGAUAAUAUUCACAUUUUUUUUUUAUCACGAGGUCAUAAUUUUGACAUUGGUUACACUGUGAAUUUCAGAGAGUUCACCCUACAAAAAUAGGUGAAAUGGAGAUCUUGCAGGAAGUAACCAAGAAAAGAAAGGCCAUCAACGAGGCAACCAAUUUGCCAAACUCCAAGAAACAAGCUUUGUUGACAUUUUCACAAAAAGGCUCUGGUGCAAGUCAGGCAACUGUGGACAGGCUGAUUUUGAACUUUGUGUGCAGUACUCUCCAACCAUUUUCUGUUGUAGAAGAUGAGUCAUUUGUGAAUCUUGUGCAAUGUUUAGCACCAGGUCGGUCUGUAAUGUGUAGGCAGACAAUGGCUGUACGCCUCAAAGAAUGUUACGAAACGCUAAAGAAGAAGCUAAUGGCGGAACUAGCUUUAGUUUCUAAUGUAGCAAUCACAGCAGAUUGCUGGAGCCAUUUUAGCCGAGCAUAUCUCGGAAUAACAGUCCACUGGAUAGACGAGGAAACUAUUCAACGUAAAUCAGCCAUGUUAACAAUCGAAAGACUUGUUGGAAGACACACCUAUGACAUCUUGGCUGCCGCCAUUCACAAGGCACUCAGAGAAUUCCAUAUACACAAUAAAGUGUUGGCUUGUGUCACUGAUAAUGGCUCCAACUUUGUAAAGGCUUUCAGCAUGUUUGGUUUACACUCGCAGACAGAUGUUAAAGAAGAUAAAGAUAAUGACGAUGAAUUAGAGAUUGUUGAUGUGUCAAGUAUUUUGGAUGAAGGUCAAAACGAGUUCCAUUACGUUCUACCUCCCCAUCAACGUUGUGCAGCACACACCUUGAACUUAGUCGCUGUAAAGGAUAGCCAAAAUGCAGAAAGUGAUCCAGCAUUCAAAAAAGUGGCCAGAUCUACAUUUGCUCGCUGUCAAGCCCUCUGGAACAAACAAAGAAGUACAGUUGCAGCUGAUUUAGUAAAGGAAAUAUUUGGAAAAUUGCUUUACACACCUUGUGCUACUAGAUGGAACAGUUUGUAUGACAGUGUAAACUGUCUCUUGUCUGUUGUUCAGCAACAUGGAGAAGACAUGCUUGAUAAGCUUGUAGAUGGUUUAGGAUUACCACGAUUUCGGCCUGCGGAAUUGGCUUUUUUGGUAGAGUAUGCUAUGGUAAUGAAACCACUGGCACUUGCCUUGAACAUACUUCAAGCGGAAAAAAACAUGUUCGCUGGUUACCUGCAGCCAACAAUAACAAGUAUUUUAAGGGAACUUGGCAAAAAGAUGAACGACAGCAGUGUUGUUUAUUGUAGACCUUUGGCCAAAGCAUUGCAUGAGGGUGUAGACAAGCGUUUCGGUUCAAUUUUGGAAGAUAAUAAAUUGACAACAGCUGCCGGCCUCAUUCCAUCACUUAAAUUUUCUUGGCUGGAAGGACAACAGAAAGAGGAAGCUGUAUCCUCCUUCAAAAAUGAAAUUGAUGCCUUCGCUAGUGGUGCAAGUUCUGCUUCUGUUAUGACAGAAGAAAAUGUGAACAGAGACGAAGAGGCAAUUUUUCUCAACAUUUUGACUACAUCAGUUUCACCUGUCUUGGAGGAAGUAAAUUCCUACUUAAUGAACAGCCAUAGCGACUUACAGUGUCUCCAACAUUACCCUAUCCUAAAAUCUGCAUUUUUAAAAUUUAACACGUCGCUGCCGUCAAGUGCUCCCGUUGAGCGUCUUUUUAGUGUUGGUAAAGAUGUUUUUGCCAUCAAGAGAGGGAAUCUAUCUGAUGAGAACUUUAAAAUGCAAUUGUUUUGUAAGGUCAAUUACAAAAUUUAAAGAGUGUUACUUUUAUUACAGGUAGUGACUUGUAUGAAGUAAUUUGAUGUUAUUGAAGCUAUUUUGUCCUAAAAUAUUAUUCAUUUAAUUAAAAAUAAUAAAUUUAAUCAUUACAUGAAA
Molecule: messenger RNA, 2963 nt
Organism: Bacillus rossius redtenbacheri
Lineage: Eukaryota; Metazoa; Arthropoda; Insecta; Phasmatodea; Bacillidae
Exons: 4
Coding region: 1152-2843 (563 amino acids)
Source: RefSeq, a predicted model, not a curated record